AGCGACCUUGGCACACAUGGUUGAAUGAAAUAAGCUGUGUCAGCGUAUACCGGUACCAAGUAAACAUGGGCAAAGUCACCAGCACUUUUGACGGUAAAGUGACCUUUGGCUCCUCAUGUGAUUUUAAUACACACCAUAGCACCGACCCGACUCUUAAAGUCAAUAGUGUUAACCUAGAUUGGUUUACAACUUGAGGUUCCGUUGAAUAGCAUCAACGUUUUGGGAGUAUUGCUCGGAGUGGUAUGAAUGGGCAGUUUAGUGAUACAUUUUGAAGUAAAGUGACACAUUUUGUAGUACAGUGACAUCGGUUGAAGAUGGGGACGAUUCAGCGCGACCAGUUGUCCGUGGAUAGUCGGGCAAGCAGCGACUCAUCAAGGGUCGAGCUCAAGCGUACGAUCUCGCUCUUUAGCGGCGUGGCCAUCAACAUCGGCAUCAUCAUUGGAUCGGGAAUCUUCGUCUCACCCAAGGGAGUACUGCGAGGUGCUGGCUCCGUGGGGCUCACGCUGGUCCUGUGGGUCGUCUGCGGAGUGUUCUCGCUCCUCGGUGCGCUGUGCUACGCCGAGCUCGGCACGACCUGGCCCUCGUCUGGAGGUGCCUAUGCAUACCUUAAAGCGAUCUACGGGGAUCUGGUGGCCUUUCUCCUGAUGUGGAUCUCAAUCCUAAUGGCUCAGCCGUCGGCUUUCGCCGUGGUAGCGCUGACGUUCGGUAACUACUGCCUACAGCCGCUCUACCCCGAUCCAUCCUGUCCACCGCCUCAGAUCGCGCCUCAACUAUUGGGAACUCUCAUUAUAUUAUUGCUGGGAAUCACCAAUGUAUUGAGUACUCGGCUCUCCAUCUUCGUUCAAAACUUUUUUGUGGUCUGCAAAGUGGUGGCACUGCUUAUCAUCAUAGUCGCUGGUAUCGUACAGUUAUUCCAAGGCGAAACCCAGAAUUUUGAGAAUGCCUUCGAAGGAUCGACGUUCUCCGGGCUUGGGAAUGCUCUGUACUCUGGCCUAUUCUCUUACGCUGGUUGGUACAGUCUGAAUAUCGUGGCGGAAGAGUUGAAAGAUCCCAACAAGAAUCUUCCACGGGCAAUCUUCAUCACAGUGUUUUCCGUGACCAUCAUCUACACGCUAGCCAACGUGGCUUACUUCACAGCAAUGACACCGCGGGAAAUGUUGGCUUCAAAUGCAGUGGCGGUGACUUUUGGCAGCAAGGUGCUUGGUGGGUUUGCCCUGAUCAUGCCGAUCGCUGUAGCCCUGUCCACCUUCGGCUCUGUCAACGGUAACAUGCUCACCUGCUCCAGGAUCUUUUACGUUGGAGCGAGAGAACAUCACCUGCCUUCGCUGUUGUCGAUGAUUCACAUCAAACUCUUGACUCCUCUUCCGUCUGUCAUCAUAACGACCAUCUUGGCUGUUAUUUACACCUUUUCCAACGACAUCUACACUCUGAUCAAUUACUUCAAUUUCGUCACGUGGACGUCGAGUGGGGCGGCUGUGGCUGGUAUGAUCUGGGUCCGUUACAAAGAGCCCGAUAAGCCACGCCCCUUCAAGGUCAACAUUAUCAUCGCCAUCUUGUUCGUGUUGGCAUCCAUCUUCCUCGUCGUCAUAGGGACCAUUGAUUCCCCGAUAGACACCGCUAUUGGAGUCGGUAUCACACUGACAGGGAUACCAGUCUAUUUCCUGCUGGUCUACCCAAAACGCUUACCAAGAUGGCUCACUAAAAUAGAAGGUGCUGUAACAAGCCGGCUCCAGAUGCUCAUGAUGGUUGUCAAGGAAGAGAAAGAACACUAGAUGACCAAAAUCUAUGCAUUGAUUUUGCUUCUAUACAAGUCUAUAUUUUAAAUAACAUCGUCAGUGAGUUUGUGGAGUCUUGCAAGACUUUUGCGUUUGGGCUGGACAGAGCCAAGCGUUGCACAAGUGGGCAUUGUGUUAAGACUAGCAGACACAAUGCAAACGUAAUUUCAGUUUCAAAAUCCCCUUUGAUGAAGGCUUUAAAUAUCCUCUUGGUAUGGUGGCCGCCGUAAUAGUACAUGUACAUCGUACAUACUUAAUGUGGAUGUUAAAUUUGUUCUGAUUCUCAAAUACAACGCACAAAAUAUCAAUUGAUAGUGCCUAAUAGCGUAAUGUAUAGCUGUGGUCAAAGUAGUUUCGCAUUUGUGCUCUUUCGAUGUAUGCUAAUAAAAUAAUGUAGCGUUUUCUUAACUUUAUUUCACUAGUUGCUUGUGACUUGCAGAGUUGUAAAUCAAUAUAAUAAGUGCAGAAGUAAAUGGCAUGAGCAAUGGUAUCGGAAUGUAUUGUCGCAGUUCCAUUGAAUGACUUGUAACUCGACUUUAGACCGAAUGAUUUCGGAUUGACUUGUUCUUUUAAUUGGGUUUAAUUGCUACGGUUCUUUACAGUAGUAUAUAGUUGAAAAUGACAUACCACGAUUUUGGUGUAA
Molecule: messenger RNA, 2418 nt
Organism: Patiria miniata (bat star)
Lineage: Eukaryota; Metazoa; Echinodermata; Asteroidea; Valvatida; Asterinidae
Product: large neutral amino acids transporter small subunit 1-like
Exons: 10
Coding region: 315-1772 (485 amino acids)
Biological process (GO): amino acid transmembrane transport
Cellular component (GO): membrane
Molecular function (GO): L-amino acid transmembrane transporter activity
Source: RefSeq, a predicted model, not a curated record